AUGAAACAGCGGCUCUCUAAGUUUUUAGUGAUCUUCAGAAAGGUGAACAUCAACAUUCCGUUGGUGGAGAUGCUACAGGAGAUGCCGCAGUAUGCCAAAUUCCUUAAGGAUAUAGUCUCGCGCAAGAAAAAGUUGGGGGAGUUUGAGACAGUACACCUCAAUGAAGAAUGCAACGCGAUCUUGCAGAGGAAGCUACCGACGAAGGUCAAGGAUUUGGGCAGUUUCACACUUUCCUGCAUUAUUGGAGGCCAACAUUCCGGGAGGUCACUUUGCGACUUGGGGGCAAGUAUCAAUCUCAUGCCUUUAUCUAAUUUUCAGCAUCUGGCAAUUGGGGAGUUGAAGCCUACAUCUAUGAGGCUGCAGAUGGCAGACAGGUCGGUCACUUAUCCACGUGGAGUUGUGGAGGACGUGCUUGUGAAGGUGGGGAAUUUUAUUUUCCCUGCCGAUUUUGUGGUUUCAGACAUUGAGGAUGACAACAAAAUUCUGUUGAUUUUGGGGCGCCCGUUCCUUGACCCAGGUGAUCUGAAUUCUAAAGGAGGAGGCAUGACUGGCAAGAUUGGAGUAGAGCGCAGCUGGAUGCAGCACAGCUUGUACCAACCUCCUUGA
This is a messenger RNA of Salvia miltiorrhiza (redroot sage), 606 nucleotides long. RefSeq lists its product as uncharacterized. The record is from RefSeq and is a predicted model, not a curated record. The transcript is spliced from 2 exons. Bases 1 to 606 code for a protein of 201 amino acids. NCBI's taxonomy places the organism in Eukaryota, Viridiplantae, Streptophyta, Magnoliopsida, Lamiales, Lamiaceae.